Messenger RNA from Pogonomyrmex barbatus (red harvester ant), 1052 nucleotides. RefSeq names its product peptide deformylase, mitochondrial. Gene Ontology annotation, cellular component: mitochondrion. Gene Ontology annotation, molecular function: peptide deformylase activity. Gene Ontology annotation, biological process: N-terminal protein amino acid modification; peptidyl-methionine modification. The record is from RefSeq and is a predicted model, not a curated record. Lineage: Eukaryota; Metazoa; Arthropoda; Insecta; Hymenoptera; Formicidae.
CCGACAUCGGAAUCACUUAUUGGUAAUGGACUUUAUUACACUUUAUUCGAUGCUUUCUGGGAGCUUUGGUAUUUCGUCAUCAUCAGGUUGAGAAACAUGAAUGAAACUAUCAGUGGCAGAUAGUGAAUAACCUCAAUCUUAGAAUUUACGUAGUAUUAUAUAUAACGGUAGUAUACGAGCACGUGUAGAAACAAUGUUUCGAGUGUAUCAUUUCGCUAAUGCGACUCUGCAUGCUGGAAAAAACAGUGUCAAAAAACGUUUCAUAAGUUUUCUGAAAAUGAAGGAAACAAUCGAGCGACUGUUCGACAUGAACUCCGUUAGGUUACCGUACACACAUGUUUGUCAAGUUGGCGAUCCUGUUUUACGCGAUUGCGCCAUGAAGAUAGAACCAGAAAUCGUAAGAAUGGCGGACUUUCAAAAGCUAAUCAAACAUUUAACAAGCGUUAUGCGGACAUAUAACGCAUAUGGUUUAUCCGCACCUCAAAUCGGACUCCCGUGGCAAAUAUUCGCCAUCGAGUGCACGGAGAGGAACAUGAAGGGGAUCGAGGAGACUGUCAAGAAGGCUCAGGAAAUGAGUAUCAUCCCGAUGACGAUUUUUAUCAACCCCGAAUUAAAAAUUAUAGAUUAUACAUCUAUCACCUUUUACGAGGGAUGCGAGAGCAUUCGAGGAUUUACCGCUGCUGUACCCAGAGCCUAUGAAAUAGAAAUUACGGCUUUGAACGCUUCCGCUGAACAGUUCACAUGGAGAGCACGUGGAUGGGCCGCUAGAAUAGCGCAACACGAAUACGAUCAUCUACAGGGAAAGCUGUACAUAGACAAAAUGGACGUAAAAACAUUUAAUUUUUCGGCUUGGGAAAAAAUUAACAAAUAUAAAGGUAAAGUACAUUUAACUUAUCGGCCGUGAAAGUAACACGUAUAUAGCGCAUAUACAAAUUAAUAUUUAUAUUAACUGAAAUAAAUGCACGGUGUUUACAUGAAAGAAUUUCAACGUGCUUAUUUAUACGUUCUCUAUCAUAUAAUUUACAACAUGUACAUAAAACUGAUUAUCUGAA